UUUGGCGGGAACGUGGGGAGUGAAGUUGUGUGAUUUGUUUUAUUUCGUCUAUUUAGUGUUUCUUCAGGUUUAAAUGUAUAAUAACGGUGGUUUAUUAACUGUUUAAUAUCUGUGAAAGUGCACAAAUGUGCGAAAAUUAAACAAAGCCGCUGGAAGUAACUUCUCGGGAUCCUACAAAAAGUUUCAAUUGGGGCACUACGAAGUCUGCCGGAUCAAUUAAUAUUAUAUAAAAUAAGACAUGACCUAAAGGUCUUAGCUACCAGAUCACAAGGUCCCUGAAAAAAGAAAGAAAAUAAACUUUUUUUUAUUACGAGUUAACCUUACGUGUGGAGUCUGGCAGUUGAACAUGGACAUGGAUUUAUAAAUAAACAAUCAAGGUGCAAAUUUUUAAAACAGACAUAGUGACUUACAAAACGUUAGCCAUAGAAGGAUCCCCAUUCGCACUGGAAUAAUAGUAAUUAAUAUGGAAAACCAAGUCCGUUGUUACAACGAUAUUGUAUCGGAAGCUUUCGAUUCUGAAGAUGUUAAAACAGACACAUCAAUAGAUCAGAUUUAUGUUGAAAAAACAAUUUUGAAAUUGUACAAGGAAUUUGAGAAAAAUUCCUCCAUUGAUCCUGAUUUACCACUUUUGAUAAAAGAAGUUCACAGCAAGCUAUUAAAAAAAUGUUUAAUCAAUUUGCCAAAAAGUUAUGAAUGCCUUGAUGCUAGCAGAACCUGGAUCAUAUAUUGGAUUCUACAUUCACUAUGGAUUCUUAAUGACAUGCCCGACCAUGAGACUCUUUCUGCAGUAGUAAAAUUCUUAGAUCAGUGUCAACAUGAAGAUGGCGGUUAUGGUGGGGGGCCUAGACAAUAUCCACAUUUGGGAACAACAUAUGCAGCUGUUAACGCCCUUAGCAUAAUAGGAACAGAUGAGGCUUAUGACUCAAUAGAUAGAAGUAGCUUACAAAGAUUUCUGUGGACAGUUAGAGAUGUUGAUGGAUCCUUUGCUCUUCAUAAAGAUGGAGAACAAGAUAUUAGAGGCGCAUAUUGUGCAAUUAGUAUAGCCAAAAUGACAAAUACAUACACAGAAGCGUUAUUUGAUAAAACGGCAGAAUGGAUUGUUAGUUGUCAGACAUAUGAGGGUGGCUUUGCUGGUUGUCCUGGUAUGGAAGCACAUGGUGGCUAUGCAUUCUGUGGAAUCGCAUCCUUAGCUCUAUUAAAUAGAACACAAUUAUGUGAUAUAGAUUCACUGCUUAGGUGGUCAGUAAACAGACAGAUGAGGAUAGAGGGUGGAUUUCAAGGAAGGACAAACAAACUUGUAGAUGGAUGUUAUUCUUUUUGGCAAGGUGCUGCUUUUCCUAUUAUAAGUGCAAUACUUUCAAAAGAUAAUAAGGAACUUAUUGAGACAGUUCUUUUCAAUCAAUCUGCCCUACAGGAAUACAUUUUGAUAUGUUGUCAAAAUCGGGAUGGUGGUCUGAUUGAUAAGCCUGGCAAGCCUAGAGACAUUUACCAUACAUGUUAUGGCCUCAGUGGAUUAUCGGUAGCGCAACAUGGUACAGGGGUUAUGGAUCCCUACGUAGUUGGAUCACCUAGUAAUGAACUGAAUAGAGUGCAUCCUUUGCAUAAUGUUGCACCUCAUUUGGUUUACAACAGUGUUCACUAUUUUAUCAGGCACCCGCCUCCAGUCAAAGACAAGAAUUAACAAUAAUUUCAUUUUUGUUGUCUAUCUGUUAAAAAGCCAUAUGUAGGAUACACUAUUCUCACAAUGAUGAGUUUUAAAAUAUAUAAUAUGGAAAAUGAUGCUUUUAAAAAAAACUCAAUUUAUUAAACGAAAUUGUAUUUCUUACUGGUGGUAGGACCUCUUGUGAUUCCGCAUGGGUAGGUACCACCACGCCGCCUAUUUCUACCGUGAAGCAGUAAUACGUUUCGUCAUGAAGGGUGGGGCAGCCGUUGUAACUAUACUGAGACCUUACAACUUACAUCUCAAGGUGGGUGGCGCAUUUACGUUGUAGAUGUCUAUGGGCUCUAGUAACCACUUAACACCAGGUGGGCUGAGAGCUCGUCCACCCAUCUAAGCAAUAAAAAAAAUUCAUUGUUUAAAAAAUCAGAGUUUAUAUUUUUGAAAUAUAAAUAAAAAUGCACCAGAAUUUAUUUGAUGUAAUAACUUAUGUUUAUUAUUUAUAUUCAUUUUAUUAGCUGGCUUAAUUCAAAUAAAUGAAUAUGACUAUUGUUAUUUUAUUACAAAUAA
Bombyx mori (domestic silkworm) is the source of this 2227-nucleotide messenger RNA. RefSeq names its product farnesyltransferase, CAAX box, beta (gene Fntb). Lineage: Eukaryota; Metazoa; Arthropoda; Insecta; Lepidoptera; Bombycidae. Bases 464 to 1681 code for a protein of 405 amino acids. The transcript is spliced from 5 exons. Gene Ontology annotation, molecular function: protein farnesyltransferase activity. The record is from RefSeq and is a predicted model, not a curated record. Gene Ontology annotation, cellular component: protein farnesyltransferase complex. Gene Ontology annotation, biological process: protein farnesylation.